Molecule: messenger RNA, 1602 nt
Organism: Eurytemora carolleeae
Lineage: Eukaryota; Metazoa; Arthropoda; Copepoda; Calanoida; Temoridae
Gene: ArfGAP1
Product: ADP-ribosylation factor GTPase-activating protein 1
Exons: 15
Coding region: 33-1424 (463 amino acids)
Biological process (GO): regulation of ARF protein signal transduction; regulation of endocytosis
Cellular component (GO): Golgi membrane
Molecular function (GO): GTPase activator activity
Source: RefSeq, a predicted model, not a curated record
UACAAAAAUUAUAUUAUUUUUUUUCAGAAGAAAUGGCUAGUCCUCGAACCCGCAGGGUUUUGGCGGAGCUUAGGCCUAAAGAUGAAAAUAAUAAAUGUUUUGAAUGUGGAACUCAUAAUCCUCAGUGGGUGUCAGUAACAUACGGAAUAUGGAUUUGUUUGGAGUGCUCAGGGAAGCAUAGAGGACUAGGAGUACAUUUAUCAUUUGUCAGGUCAGUAACAAUGGAUAAAUGGAAGGACCUGGAGCUGAACAAAAUGAAGAACGGAGGAAAUAAACCUGCCAAAGAGUUUCUAGCUAAAUAUUCAGAUUGGGAGGAGAACGGAUCCCUAUCUGUCAAAUAUAACAGUCGUGCUGCUGCGCUUUACCGAGAUAAAAUCUCAACUGAAGCACAGGGAGGAUCCUGGUCAGAGAAAACAUCCUCAGCUAAGGAUCAUAAAUCCUCGUUUAUCUCCUCCUCAUCUAGCUCCGGGCCCUCAUAUAACAACCAGGGAGGGAUGAAAUCUAGCCAAAGUUAUUCCUCAGGUAUGGAUGGUAGCUAUGGUGGAGGUGGUGGUGGAGGAGGAGGAGGUGGGUACCAGGGGGGCCCGGUAGAUCCAAACUCUAGAGAAUUCAAGGCGCAAAAAGAAGAUUUCUUCGGGAAAAAACAAAUAGAAAACGCCAACAGACGAGAAGAUUUACCUCCCAGCCAGGGUGGUAAAUAUGCUGGGUUUGGUAGUUCGUGUAAUAAUCCUCCAGUUAGAUCAGCAACUACCCAGGAUUUCACGACCUUGGGAGGAUUGACCUCAAGUUUGUCCUCGUUUUCUCUGAACGCUGGUAGCCUCGGAUCCAGAGUAGCUGAGGUUGGAUGGAGGUUCACAUCUCUAGCUGGACAAAAAGCUGCAGAGUUAACAGAAAAUGUCUCUGAAAAGGUUAAAGAUGGAAGCCUGCUAACCGACCUGACCUACUCAGCAACAAAUAUUGCGGGAAAGGUGACAGAUGUAGUCGGGAAAAGGAAUUUUGAUCUUUCCUCUCUUUGGGGUACAACUAGAUCCGAUUAUCAACCGUGCGAGGAUUCUGGUUUAAUGCGAUCUUCAUCAAAUGGAAUGACUGGAUAUCAGCAGGACGGAUUACUCCAGGAUAAAUCUCCAACCGAGGAUUCUUACGGGGGAUACAAUAGCAGUGACAACUUUCAAGGAUUUGGAGAAGAAACAAAACCGGAUAGAAAAAAAUCGGAUGAUUGGGGUUCAGGUUGGGAUGACUCCGGGUGGUCAGAAUCUCCUCAAAAACCAGCUCCAAGCGAGAAAACUAAAACUUCCAAGACCGCCAAGGGAAAGAAGAUGGGAAACGAAGGCCCACUUAUAGACUUUGGAGACGAGAAGGAAAAGGACGAUUGGGAGGAUAACUGGGAGGACGAUGCAUGGCAAAGUUUGAGUAAAGACGAUUAAUUUGAUGCAGAAGUUUCAAAAAUAUUGCCCUAAUUACCUACCUAAGCAAGCUGAAAGGCCUAAUUGUUUCACAACAAGUGCUUUUCUAGACAGGAAAAAUACACUUGCUCAUUGGCCAUAUAACGAUUUUAAAUACAACCUCCUCAAGUUUUAUCUGAAAUAUACAAUGCUUUGUCUU